AUGUACGUUGGAACUGAGCGAGAUCCACCGGCGAUCGGUGAGAAUUGGUGCUUGAAACGAGUACGAGCAGUCAAGGAGAAAUUGAAGGCUAAGAGCAAUUCACUCCAAUCUGACGCUGAAUGGCUCCUUGAUCGUCUUAGUCAGAGUUCUCGGAUUGGAUUUUUGUUGCAUUACUCGACAAGUCGCAAUGAUUUUUCCAUCGCCGACUGGGAAAACAGUCAUAAGAAACUUCUGGCCAUAAAAGAAACUGUGGAGGAAAUGCAGUUCACCUUCAAGAAAAUGCUUCAAAGCCUUGAUAUGCUUGAGAAGAGAAUGGAACGACUGGAAGAGUGGAAAAAUGAACCCGCUGCAGAAGCGCUCUCUUUCGACGAAUUCGUUGCGAGCUGUAAUGCGUGUGAAGUUCGCCAACCUGGCAGUGUGGUAGAUUCUUCCAGGGACGUGUUGAUUCACCGCCUGCAAGGAUUGUGUGAUUCGGUAGCUGGUGGACCAGAAUUUUUCCAUGAGCAUGAAAUGGUCUACACUCUAUACCCACCCAUGGCCAGUAAUUCGGGUAUUCCUUCCGCCGGGCAGCCGCUGAGUAUGAGAAUUCGACGCGCAUUAAGCGGUGGGAGUAUUGAUCCCAACAAUACGCCGUGGAUUUUACGAUAUGUUGGAAAUCCGGAGAUGGGUGAUCAGAAACGAGCAACAGUCAUACGAAAUUGUAUUGACGUUCCCUGCAGCCAAAAUAUUGGCGAAUUUUUGCGAGAACUCGGGUUUCAAGUUGAAUAUGAAUACGUAGCAAAAGGUCAUAUGUUCAGAAAGGGGCGAAUGAAGAUCACGGUGGCUAAGCAAUAUCGGAUGUUGACGACGCAGAACAAGAAUCCUCCGGAAACUACGUUUGAACCCAUAUCAGGAUCUCAUUUAGUUGAACUCAGUGUUGCAACAUCCAGAGCCCAUACAGUGGAAUCCGUUCUCGGUGAAGACAUGCGGGCUUUUGCGGAGCAACUGAAGCCCCUGGUACACCUUGGGAAAAUUGAUCCUCGACGUGCUCCAUAA
Molecule: messenger RNA, 1035 nt
Organism: Notodromas monacha
Lineage: Eukaryota; Metazoa; Arthropoda; Ostracoda; Podocopida; Cyprididae
Source: the annotation of a GenBank genome assembly